AUGGAUUACAGACAAAAAAGAAAGCUGUCUUUUCUUACUAUUGGAUUAAUAUUUCUUUUGAGUGGCGUGGAAUAUGCUGUUAUUCUGCCCACUAUAUGGAGAUAUCUGCAGUUAUUAGAGGCACCACCUUAUUUUCUUGGCUUGGGUCUAUCUGCGUUCAGCUUCAGUGGGCUGGUGUCUGGUCCAGUAUUUGGUCACUGGUCAGACAAGACCAGAGCUACAAAGACCAUCAUCCUCUUCUCCAAUGUGUUUGAAAUUGUGGGAAACUUCAUGUAUUUUAUGGGAUAUUCAAAAUGGCUUCUUCUGUCCAGCCGACUUGUUGCAGGUAUUGGAGCAGGAGCGGGUUCCUCGAUUUUUGGGUUUCUCACACGCACUACUCUCCCUGAUGAGCGAGCUAGAGUCUUUGCUGAUGUCAUGGCAUGCCGUCAGGCUGGACUUCUGAUCGGUCCUGCUUUCAAUAUCUUUCUAAGGUUGUGUGAUUUCAAACUGGGUCCAUUUGUAGUAAAUAAGUACACCUCACCUGGGCUCUUCAUGUGCGGGAUGUGGGUGCUUAUGCAGUUUGCAGUAAUGGUUCUGUACUGGGACAUCCCACCACUGGACUCCUUCCCUGAGCAGCACAUGCCCCUCAGAGAGGUCAGAGGUGAAGAAGAUGAGCCCCUCAUGAGUCUAGAGGAUGAACACAUGGCUGCAGCAGAGGACUCGUAUGGCUCCGUCAGUCCAGAACAGACAGAGACCCAGCUCUCAUCUGAACUCCCACCUUCUCCUCCAGAUUCCCCCUCUCUAGACACCGCUGACCCCUUUGAAAACUUCAGUGCCAGUCAAGAGUUUCUGAGGGAAGAGGUGGUGGUUCUCCUCACCGCUCAGUUCAUCACUCUCUUCAAUCAGACAGCACUCGAGACCAUGGUGACCCCUCUGACGCAGAAGUACUUUGGCUUCGGUGAGCUGGGGAACAGUGUGAUGUACAGCCUGUGUGGGGUGGAGGUAAUUGCAGGUUUCUUCCUGGUGCGCUGGCUGAGCCGUGUGCUGGAGGACCGGGUGGUGCUGGCAGUGGGGCUGCUCAUCUGCAGCGGGGCUUGUGUCUGGUGCCUCAUCUUCCUGGCCAAUCCACAGGGUGGUUUUGCAUUCGAGUUGACUGAGUUCAUCAUCGGAGUGUUCCUGCAGUUACUGGGACUUCCUUUUGUUGCCGUUUCUCAGGUGUCCCUCUUUUCUAAGGUUACAGCUGAGAAAACACAAGGCUUUAGUCAGGGUGUACGGCGUUCAGUCGGGGGUCUUGCCACCAUUCUCGGUCCCCUGUGGGCAGGGGGUCUAAUAGGAAAUCUAUAUGUGAUGCUGGGUAUGAUGAUGCUCCUACUGACCCUCAUCAUGAUCAUGAUGGUGUUGUCCUAUGAGAAGCUGGUGGAGCCGCCCAGGGUGGAGCAUGCAGAGGACUCAGAGAACGGAGGAUAGACGCCACCCUUCACUACACUGGAUACAGCACAGAGCAAGAGCCCCUCUCUCUGCGGUCUGUCUGCCAAAGUUUAGCGCUUGUGUGGGGCUGUACAGAGCAGAUGCUGAAACAGUGGGAGAUAAGAGGCCCUGCCAGUGCUAGCAGACCGCGAACAGCGAGAAGGGCACACACACACACACACACACACACACACACACAC
Molecule: messenger RNA, 1646 nt
Organism: Sinocyclocheilus anshuiensis
Lineage: Eukaryota; Metazoa; Chordata; Actinopteri; Cypriniformes; Cyprinidae
Product: major facilitator superfamily domain-containing protein 8-like
Exons: 12
Coding region: 1-1446 (481 amino acids)
Biological process (GO): transmembrane transport
Molecular function (GO): transmembrane transporter activity
Source: RefSeq, a predicted model, not a curated record